UGGACUCUGGCUGAGUAAUAAAUUCCCACCGAACGAGAGCGCGGUCUUUCUCGAUACGCGCCUCGCUGAGAGAGUUUUCGCGGCCCUGCGCUCCCGUCGCGGCCCUGUGGUCGGCGGUUUCCGCGUGGCCCCCAGCGAGGCCAGGCGGCCCCGCUCGAGGCCCGCGUCGCCAUGGCUGCGGUUCCCGAGUUGCUGCAGCAGCAGGAGGAGGACUGCGGCAAGCUGAGAUCUGUAUCAGUGGACCUGAAUGUUGACCCCGCGCUUCAGAUUGACAUACCUGAUGCACUCAGUGAGAGAGACAAAGUCAAAUUUACAGUGCACACCAAGACCACGCUCCCCACGUUUCAGAGCCCAGAGUUUUCUGUCACACGGCAACAUGAAGACUUCGUGUGGCUACACGACACUCUUAUUGAAACUGCAGACUACGCCGGGCUUAUUAUUCCGCCUGCGCCCACGAAGCCUGACUUUGAUGGCCCUCGAGAAAAGAUGCAGAAACUGGGAGAGGGCGAAGGGUCUAUGACCAAAGAAGAAUUUGCCAAGAUGAAGCAAGAGCUGGAAGCUGAGUAUCUCGCUGUCUUUAAGAAGACUGUCUCUUCCCACGAAGUCUUUCUUCAGCGGCUCUCCUCUCACCCUGUUCUCAGUAAAGAUCGCAACUUUCAUGUUUUCCUGGAGUAUGAUCAAGAUCUGAGUGUUAGGCGGAAGAAUACCAAAGAGAUGUUUGGUGGCUUUUUCAAAAGUGUGGUGAAGAGUGCUGAUGAGGUCCUCUUGUCCGGAGUGAAGGAGGUAGAUGACUUCUUUGAGCAAGAGAAGAAUUUCCUCAUUAACUAUUAUAACAGGAUCAAGGAUUCAUGUGGGAAGGCUGACAGAAUGACCAGAUCUCACAAAAAUGUCGCGGACGAUUACAUCCACACCGCAGCCUGCCUGCACAGCCUGGCUCUAGAGGAGCCCACAGUCAUCAAGAAGUACCUAUUGAAGGUUGCCGAGCUAUUUGAAAAACUUAGGAAAGUAGAGAGUCGAGUCUCCUCGGACGAGGACUUAAAGCUGACGGAGCUCCUCCGAUACUACAUGCUCAACAUAGAGGCUGCUAAGGAUCUCUUAUACAGACGCACCAAAGCCCUCAUUGACUACGAGAACUCAAACAAAGCCUUGGAUAAGGCCCGGUUAAAAAGCAAAGACGUCAAGUUGGCUGAAGCACACCAGCAGGAAUGCUGCCAGAAGUUUGAACAGCUUUCUGAGUCUGCGAAAGAAGAGCUAAUCAGUUUCAAACGAAAGAGAGUGGCAGCAUUUAGAAAGAAUCUAAUUGAAAUGUCUGAACUGGAAAUAAAACAUGCCAGGAACAGUGUCUCCCUCUUGCAGAGCUGCAUUGACUUGUUCAAGAACAACUGACCUUCCUCUUCUCUGACGGACGCGAAUGUGAGGAGAGCGGCCUCGCUUGCACUCAGAUCAUCACCACAGAAGAUUUACUACCUUUGACUUGAGUUUAAAAUUAUGUGGAUAAAUACUUUGAUUUCUAAAGAUCUUAACGCUUAACCCAUGUUUUAAAAUGUUUCUGUUGCAUGCUACUGGGACAUAACAGAUCUUUUCCUUACGCAUUUAGUACCUCAGAGUGGGUAGCGUCUGAAUCCUGGGUUCUCUAGUUUGUCUUCAGUCAUUAGGAAAGUGGGCGAGAAUCACGUGCCUCCUGGCGGCGAGUGUAAGCGAUUGCCUGGCACCUGUUUCAUGUGCCCGUGUCCCUGCAGACCGGUUACUGUAGGAUAGGUAGGUGCCGUUACAACAGAAUUCAGCUACUUGUUACAGGUAACAGACAUUCCAUCCCUUCAUUAGCUGGUUUCCUCCCUCCUCAAGGGUCUUCAGUCACCUCAAGUUGUCUGUACUGUUACAAGAGCAAGACAGAUCUCGUCUUUACGUACACCCUUUGCAGUUCCAUCUUUGUAGCUGGAAUACAAAUAUUUGAGGGGAGAGAAACAUUCUAAGGGUGUAAGAAGAGGAAUGUGGCCUGCUUUAGAAGGUGGCCAGAUCUACAGCAAGAUGUGAACCCUCCUUAAUGGUAGUGGGGGGGCGGUAUUUGUUUUGUGUUCGGACUUUUUAUAAAGUACAUAAUAAAAUGAUAAACCAUGUUCUACA
This is a messenger RNA of Camelus dromedarius (Arabian camel), 2124 nucleotides long. RefSeq names its product sorting nexin 5 (gene SNX5). The transcript is spliced from 14 exons. Bases 172 to 1386 code for a protein of 404 amino acids. Gene Ontology annotation, molecular function: phosphatidylinositol binding; dynactin binding. Gene Ontology annotation, cellular component: endosome. Gene Ontology annotation, biological process: pinocytosis; retrograde transport, endosome to Golgi; intracellular protein transport. NCBI's taxonomy places the organism in Eukaryota, Metazoa, Chordata, Mammalia, Artiodactyla, Camelidae. The record is from RefSeq and is a predicted model, not a curated record.